GCGGCUCGGCGUGGCCCGGGGCGUCCGCCAGGGGGCGCGCCGCGACGGGGCGGGAGGGGCCGUCUGGUCUGGGGAAUUAGCACCGGGGACGGGCGCGCGCGCAGGUCCCCAGCACAUCUGGGUAAGAGCCGAGCCUCUGGAAGCGAGCGGGGCGCCGAGCGCCUGUCUGGAGCGGCAGAGCCACCACGCAGCCGGAGCCCCUUCGAGACGCUCGGGGCGCACAUCUGGGACCGGGAGAAGGGACCGCGCGGCGCGCAGCUGGACGCGGGGAGGGGGCGGCGGCUGCACAGCUGGACCGAAGGGGGCGGGGUCGGUCCCAGCAACUGGCUGAGGGGAGGGCCGCAAGCCACCGGGGACCGAAGCAUGGGACAGCGCGCCUGAAGGAGCAGUCCGGGGCGGAGGGGGCCUGGGACCCCGAAAGGAAAAGAGAGACGGGUGAGAGCAGAGGAGGAAGAUGCAACUGACCCGCUGCUGCUUCGUGUUCCUAGUGCAGGGCAGCCUCUAUCUGGUCAUCUGUGGCCAAGACGAUGGGCCCCCUGGCUCAGAGGACCCUGAGCAUGAUGACCAUGAGGGUCAGCCUCGGCCUAGGGUGCCUCGCAAGAGAGGUCACAUUUCACCUAAGUCCCGCCCCUUGGCCAACUCCACCCUUCUAGGGCUGCUAGCCCCACCCGGGGAGGUUUGGGGUAUCCUUGGGCAACCCCCCAACCGCCCCAAACAAAGUCCCCUACCCUCGACCAAGGUGAAAAAAAUAUUUGGAUGGGGUGAUUUCUACUCCAACAUCAAGACAGUGGCCCUGAACCUGCUGGUCACAGGGAAGAUUGUGGACCACGGAAACGGGACCUUCAGCGUCCACUUCCGCCACAACGCCACGGGCCAGGGUAACAUCUCCAUCAGCCUUGUACCCCCCAGCAAAGCUGUGGAAUUUCACCAGGAGCAGCAGAUCUUCAUCGAAGCCAAGGCAUCCAAAAUCUUCAACUGCCGGAUGGAGUGGGAGAAGGUAGAACGGGGCCGCCGGACCUCGCUCUGUACCCACGACCCAGCCAAGAUCUGUUCCCGAGAUCUUGCUCAGAGCUCCGCUACCUGGAGCUGCUCCCAGCCCUUCAAAGUCGUCUGCGUCUAUAUUGCCUUCUAUAGCACGGACUAUCGACUGGUGCAGAAGGUGUGCCCAGAUUACAACUACCACAGUGAUACCCCCUACUACCCAUCUGGGUGACCUAGAUGGGCCACAGAGGCCUGUGCAGGAGGCUGGCUGUCUGGACACUGGGCAGGGAAAGGGAUGGGCCUCAGGAAGGGAGGGGGUGGAGAGGAAGAGAGGCCAGGCGGGUCAGGGUCAGGCCUCAGGUGUUGGGGAAGGGUCCCCAGUGCUGCGCCCAGCCUGAGGUUAGAAUGUACUUGUUAUGGAAGAGAAAUGGGCCCUGGGCAGCCUUACAGGGCUUUCUCUCCUAUUCAAAGCCGAUGCUGAGCCCUGAGGCCCCUGGGCAGGCAAGCAAGGUAACCCCAGAUCAAGCCACGGAGAAGACCUUAACCCUUGGCUCUCUCCUUGCCAUUCAGAAGGAGGACAGUCGUCGGCAAAGGGGUGUCCAACUGUGUAGGCCAGAUAGACAACUUAGGAUGGAGAGCUCAAUGGUUUGCCCUGUGGGGGCUGGCAGUGGGCAGCCCCAAGCCCCUUUCCUGCACUGAGGCUGAAGUGGCAACCUCAUCCCCACCCUUGGGUGUUUGCUGUCAUGACUACCUGUCACCAGCCGGGCCAUUCCUUUCCAAAAUCCCCUCUCCCUCCAGCACCUCUGCACCGCUGACACCUCUUGCUGAUGGCACACCACCCUGCCCUUCAGCCGAGACAGGACUGCUCUUAGGUCCUGUUAGCAUGAGAGGCACAAAGCAGAAGCUCGCCCGCCCUCGUGCUGUGUGCCUGUCCUCUGCCCUAACCACCUGCUGAGAGUGCUCCCUCAACAGCCAGCUCUACACGUCAGACUGGGGCAUUCUGCAAUAGGGAUAGGGCCCUCUUUGCUGGGCCAUGGGGCUAUCAGCAGAGGGAGGCGCAGGAGGCUCUGUGGCCAUGCUGGAACUGUGCCCUAGUGUUGUCUGUGGGGGUGGGGGGAGGGGUGGGAAGUCUUGUGAGAUGCCCUGUCACUUCUCUGUGCAGAGUCUUGUCCUUGGAGCAGGAAAUAAAGCUUUCCCAGGACACCGUA
This is a messenger RNA of Rattus rattus (black rat), 2189 nucleotides long. It is a transcript of the gene Nxph3, whose product is annotated as neurexophilin 3. Lineage: Eukaryota; Metazoa; Chordata; Mammalia; Rodentia; Muridae. The transcript has 2 exons. The record is from RefSeq and is a predicted model, not a curated record. Gene Ontology annotation, molecular function: signaling receptor binding. The coding region runs from base 455 to 1213 and encodes 252 amino acids.